Acanthopagrus latus (yellowfin seabream) is the source of this 4420-nucleotide messenger RNA. RefSeq names its product guanine nucleotide-binding protein subunit alpha-11-like. Gene Ontology annotation, biological process: action potential; adenylate cyclase-modulating G protein-coupled receptor signaling pathway; phospholipase C-activating dopamine receptor signaling pathway. Lineage: Eukaryota; Metazoa; Chordata; Actinopteri; Spariformes; Sparidae. The transcript is spliced from 8 exons. Gene Ontology annotation, molecular function: GTPase activity; G-protein beta/gamma-subunit complex binding; guanyl nucleotide binding. The record is from RefSeq and is a predicted model, not a curated record. Gene Ontology annotation, cellular component: heterotrimeric G-protein complex. The coding region runs from base 404 to 1513 and encodes 369 amino acids.
CCGGCGCAGCUGCGGUCAUUUGCCGCUCUCUUGCCGCAGCGCGCCGCCCUGAGCGCAUUCCUGCUGCAGACUGAUCUCAGCGGACCACAGAAGCGUUCACAUUCCUCCGUGAAGCGCUGAACUGUCCCAAGCUUCGAGUUGUUUCGUGUGAGCGUUUUGUUUGUUUGUUUGUUUGUUUGUUUUGUUUUUACCUCGGUGUCAGCGGGCUCAUGACGCCUCAGCGGCAGUAACUGCUAGCCGUUAGCCGCAGGUGGACUGAGCGAGCGGACGGUGGUCGGGACUGACGGGUGGGAAACAAAUGGACCGCGGACGAAAAUCAGAGAGUGUAACGUUACCUGCUCGCUUUCAAGUGGUGUGACGAAGAGAUUGGAGUCUCGUUGCAGUGUGUAUUUUCCCCUCGGCCAUGGCGGGCUGUUGGCAGAUGUGCCGACGCACCUGUGCGUGCUGUCUGUCCGAGGACGAGAAGAGGAGCAUCGCCGUGGACAAAGAGAUCAAGAGGAUCCUCAAGCAGCAGAAGAAGAAGGAGAGAAGGGAAAUCAAAAUCCUGCUGCUGGGUACUGGGGAGAGCGGGAAAACCACCUUCAUCCGUCAGAUGAGGAUCAUCCACGGACGAGGCUUCUCAGAGGAGGAGAGGAAGACCUUCGCCAAAUGUAUCUUUCAGAACAUCUUCACAGCCAUGAAGGCCAUGACGGGAGCCAUGGCCGCGCUCAAAAUCCCCUACUCCAAUCCAGAGAACGAGAUCUACGCCAAGUGGCUACAGGACGUAAACACGGUGCAGAUCACGACUCUGGAGCGGGGCUACAUUGACGCAAUCCGUCGCCUGUGGGCAGACAUUGGGAUCCGGGUCUGUUAUAGUCGUCGCUGCGAGUACCAGCUCCUGGACUCCACAGAGUACUACAUGAAUAAUUUGGAUCGCAUCGCUGCCCCAGACUACAUCCCCACAGAACAGGACGUGCUGCGAGUUCGAUUCCCAACCACGGGUAUCCACGACUACUCCUUCACCAUCAAGACCAUCACACUGAGGAUUGUGGACGUGGGUGGUCAGAAGUCGGAGCGUCGGAAGUGGAUUCACUGUUUUGAAAACGUCACCUCGCUCAUCUUCCUGGCCUCCCUCAGUGAAUACGACCAGGUCCUGGAGGAGAGAGAAACCAUUAACCGGAUGCACGAGAGUCUGGCUCUGUUCUACACCACCAUUCACUCUCCAUGGUUCCUCAACACCUCCACCAUUCUCUUUCUCAACAAGACUGACAUCCUGGCUGACAAGAUCCAGACCUCUGACUUGCAGAAAUACUUCCCCAGCUUCACAGGUAAGAGGCGAGACCCCGAGGACGCCAAGAACUACAUUAGCAAGCUUUACGAGCAGCAAGCCAUCAACCGUGACAGGAGGGAGGAGCGAAAGACUCUGUACCCACACUUCACCUGCGCCACGGACACCAACAACAUCCGCAGGGUCUUCAGCGACGUCAAGGACACAGUGCUGCUUAAGUCACUCAGGGACUACGGGGUGAUCUGAACUUUGACUGGCUGAGUGAAGGACCUGAUGAAGGCCAGCAUUUAGUUGAUUUUUUUCCUUGCCUUUUUAAAUCCUGAACAAUCAGAUUGUCACCAAUCCCUUGUUCUUUGGAGCAGGUGCAGGAUGAAGGGACAGUUUGUACUCUUCUCUCUCCAUCAGCACAAUCACUAACACGCUCAGCCCUCCUCUUCCUCUUGAGGCAGAAAACGUGAGGACAUCGAGGGAUAUUCAGGAUCAUCCAACUCCUAAUCACAGAGCGAGACCCUGUAAUCAUCCUCAUUUCUUUCAAAAGCCUUUUCUCGCUUUUGUUUUUUGUUUUUUUUUUUCCUGUGAAAAGAUGAAGAAGUGUUUGGGUCAUGCAGUGACUAAAUUGAUCCAUAAUUGAAGCAGGAGCAGAGAUGCUAUGAAGUGCUGUGCUGCCAUUAACGGAGUAAUGAUUUUACAAUUGGAGACGGGGUCAUGCUUGGGUACACCACCCUGUCACACACGUUUUUAUAUGAAUCCAGGUACACUCAGUUGUAGGAGAUGCUCGCACACUGCAAACAGUUUCCAUUCUGUACCAAAUGUGGCUAUAAUGAGAUACUGCACCUUUAAUUUGAGACAUCCUGUAUCAGAGGACUUUCUCUCCGUGGAUGUCACAGAGUCUUUGAUUGUUUCACCUCAGAGUGACAAAAUCCCUAUCGAUUAAAUUUAUCUCACACUGGCCAUAGUUCUAACAUAUUAUCAUAUUCAAGACAUCUGUUCAGCACUGUCUUUAUCGAUUACCAUUGCGCGUAACGUUGCGUAACUGCCUCCUCCUUCUCAAGGUGCUGUCACAGCAGUAUGUGAUCACACCCUUACAUUAAACUCCAGUUGUUCACUGUUCCCCUCAGUCAGAACAAGCUGUGCGUCACUAACACAGAAUCACAACACAGUACAGAUUUAUUUUAUUUUACUGUUAACAAGUUUUGCAUAGGUUACAGAACUAUUUAAAUUAAUUUACUCCUCAAACAAAUAAAUAUCAUAGAUUGCAUUUGUCAAACACCAAUUAAAGUGUGCUGAGGAGGCAGAUAUGAUGUCUUUAGUAGUUUGGUGAUAGGAGGAUGCCGUCGUUGGCAUCCGUUUUGUUGAAGUGUGCUAAUGCGAAACAUCCGUUAAUAGUAUCCAAGAUGUUCAUCACUGAUGCCUCUCUGAUAGGAAAAGAUAAGCACAUGAAAGAGAUUUGGAUGGUUUAGGUCCAAACGUGAAAAGUUUUCAAAGCUACAAUGAUCAAUAUUGUUAGAUUAACAAUGGAUCACAUGACUACUUCAAUGCAACAGCAGAGAUGGCUCAUUAAUCUUGACAUAAACAAAACAAAACUCACCAAAACAGUCUUGGUUUGUCUUUUCAGGGUCAGACUCUGUCUUCUCAGAGACACUGGUUGUGCCUUCACAUCACUGGACUCAUUGUCCUGGUUAGAGCUGGUGUUAAUCACCUCCAUACUGUAUCUUCUGUUGUCAAACCGACCUUUUUCAGUCCCGGAGGCUGUGUUCAGCCCCAGUCUGGUGUCCAGCCAUGAUCACUGGGAGCCAGACAAGCUAGUUGAGGGGAACCCUGUUGCCUGCACUCCCUCCGUGAUCCAAGGCCGUGGUCUAGGCAGAAUUUAGUCAGCUAAAGGGCCGGUAAUUAAUUACCAAACGGAAGCUACUCCCUACAGCCAAGGAUAGCUACCCGUUAUAUUUGGAUAUAUGGAGCUACCAGGGGCCUGUUGAAAAGUACUGUACGCUACAUGCUCAGCAUAAAACAACAAAUAGAUGAGCGGAGCAUUAAGCAGCUCAAGAGCCAGAUAUUUCUCUCAGGAGAUGGUGGAGAUUCAAAAUAGAACUAAAACAAUAUUUUAUAUUGAGCUAAGAUUAACCAUAAUACCAACUAAAUGAAUGCCAAUUUUGUUCCAUAACUGAUGGAUGUCUAAACUGGUUGUUAACAGUUGGCCUUAUUAAAUAUUAAAGGUGAAUGAUGUUUCUGGACUCUAGAGCUUGUUUCCACUGCCCUGAAGUGCCAAAGAAAAUAAGCUAAAUCCAGCUGAAGUGUCUAAAUGUCUAUUUUUCAAUGUAAUCUGUCAGAUGUGCCUGUUUUGUAUUUUUCAACUCUCAGUUUCCAUACAGCAAUAAAGCCAAGAGCAGCUUUCGGACAGUCCGAGUUGAAGUUUUUAGCUAGCUGAGUCUGUAUUGACCUUGUAUAGAAGAUGCUGCACAACUAUCUUCAACAAUCUCCACUCAAUUCUCCUGUCAGCACAACGCAAUUAAGAGACUUAAUUAAAAUCAAUACGAUAAAUAUGAGCACAAAUCACAGUUUGGGGCUGACAGGUUGUUAAAGGUCACGAGUGAUUGGAACUGAGACUUGUUUGUCCUGCAAGAAAAACAGCUUGAUUCACACUGACGAAUUCAAAUCAGCGACGGUGAAAAGGCUCCGUCAGGCGAUCUGCUGGGUGAAGAUGAUUAAAAUGAGGUGACAGUGUGAAGUCUCUGUGCGUCCUGCAGUAUUUAUACCGGUGUGUGAAGAGGGGGAAUUUUAUAAUAUUGAUUAGAAGCGCGAGUCCUAUCCCUGUGUGCGUCAUUGAGUGUCGAGUGUGUGCUGAGUGGAAAAUUACAUUGAAAUUCAUUAAAUUAACUGACCGUGAUGUCUGAGCUAACAUUAGCUCACGAUGUGUCUGUUUUGGCUGCUGUGUUUUUUUUAACUGUACAUGAAGUGUUUUGAACUCUACACACUGCUACACUUUGCAUUCAGAUAUCGUAGCCUUAUUGUUUAAUCUUAUUGAUGCCUUUUAAACACAGAUGUAUCGUUUUACUGUAUAUUUACUGAUGACUCCUGUACCUUUGAUUGAUUUUUGUAUUGCUGCAUUUUUUUAUUAUUGUUUUCCAACAGCACAUAAACUGUGACUAGAGAGUG